Ceratotherium simum simum (southern white rhinoceros) is the source of this 436-nucleotide messenger RNA. RefSeq names its product defensin beta 123 (gene DEFB123). NCBI's taxonomy places the organism in Eukaryota, Metazoa, Chordata, Mammalia, Perissodactyla, Rhinocerotidae. Gene Ontology annotation, cellular component: extracellular region. The record is from RefSeq and is a predicted model, not a curated record. Gene Ontology annotation, biological process: innate immune response.
GGCAGAUGAGGGCACGUGUGGGUGACAUCUGUUCCCGUUGAACAAAGGGACCGCGAGCCAGGGAGGCCAGAGCUCUUCUCCAUUAGCUUUGCCAUCGCGUCGGUCUUGCAGCUUCUCCCUGGGCCACUUCCAGCCAUGAAGCUCCUUUUGCUGGCUCUGGCUGCACUGCUGCUCUUGUCCCAGCUCACCCCAGGUGGCACCCAAAAAUGCUGGAAUCUUCGUGGCAGGUGUCGCCACAAAUGCUCCAAGAAGGAAAGGAUCUACGUUUACUGCACAAAUAAUAAAAUGUGCUGUGUGAAGCCCAAGUACCAGCCAAGAGAAAAGCCGUGGUCACUUCGAGGUCCUUGAAGCCUAAAGCCAUGAAAAUGCAGAUGAAGCUGCCCUGAGUCUCAUCCAGGUGGAUGCUUGAGCUCUAUCAAUAAACACCUUUGGCUGA